This is a messenger RNA of Drosophila serrata, 1453 nucleotides long. Its product is annotated as secretion-regulating guanine nucleotide exchange factor. The record is from RefSeq and is a predicted model, not a curated record. Lineage: Eukaryota; Metazoa; Arthropoda; Insecta; Diptera; Drosophilidae.
CUCAUUUGCAUUGUUUACAUUUUUUGUUUGCCGCACACGCAAAGUUAAAAAACAUUUGAAAGAAUUGCGAAUAUAAAAGUAAUUCAACCUACAGAGUUUAGACUCAGUUUUACAUGAGCUGCCAACGGCACAGCCACGCGUCCGGAGGCCUAAGGAGCGCUAUUGGAGGCCAUCGAGUAGUCCAAUUUGUUGUUGGAAUCGCACCUUCGCCGCCACAUUUCUGGCGUGACUGCGUCGCAUUAAAUCACCGGAAUCACCGAAGAAAUCGCGGCGACGAACAACAACCGGAAGUGCAGCGAAGCAACUGGUGGUCAUGGAGGUUUACGCCUGGGGUGCCAAUUCUCACGGCCAGCUUGGCCUUGGCUUUGAGUCCGAGUUGUGCAUGACACCGCAGCGGGUGGCCAAGAGCUCCUGCUCCUUUGCCGCCGCCCAAGUGCGGUGCAUUCGCGGUGGCGGUGGCCACGUCCUCAUCCUCGACACGAAUGGAAGAGUGCAUGCCUGCGGCUGGAAUAAUCGUGGUCAACUGGGCCUGGACUCAACGGAGGAGUGCCACAAUGAGUUUAAGAUGAUUCCCACCGAAUUCUUUGGGGAAGUACCUGUGGACAAGAUCAGCUGUGGCUGGGACAUAUCCGGCGCCAUUACCCUGACCAAACGCCUAUAUGUCUGGGGAUCGAAUGCCUUCCAGCAGUUGGGAAUAUGUCAACGUGGGUUUUUAGCUGUGAGAAGACCCAUGCCAGUGAAGCUGCCUCGGGAAGAGGAUGCCAUCAGGAUUAGCUUUGGAUUGCGCCACUGUGCCGUACUCACGGAGGAUCACAAGAUUUAUGUCUUUGGACGAUUGAGAAUUAUGGACCCCCCGCCCAUUGAACUGGAUAUCACGGCCACCUGCCUGCAUCGCUGCAAUACGAUAAAGAUACAGGCUCAUAAUCCAAAUGAGCUAAAGAUCGUGUCCCUUUCCAGUGGUCAGAAUAACAUGCUUCUGAAGUGUGUAGAUCUUAGCGAAACUGGAGGCGGCAGCACCAAGAGGAUUCUCACGCUGGGCGACAAUAAAUUUGGUCAGUCGAAUGCCUUUCACUUUGAGGAGGAUGUGCGGCAGCUGGCCGUGGGCUGGACCCACAAUGCAGCGGUGCUAAGGAACAAUGAAAUCCUCCUAUGGGGUCGCAAUUGCUAUGGACAACUGGGAACAGGAUCGUUCAGCGAACAGCAGGCUAUACCGACUCCACUGAGCCUGAAGCUGCCGGAGGAUCAAACACCGGCUAGAAUUCACAUGGGAGCAGAGCAUGGCUUGCUUAGGACAUCUGCGGGAGCAGUGUAUACUUGGGGCUGGAAUGAGCAUGGGAAUUGUGGCAACAACAGCACCGAAAAUAUAUGCAUCCCUACGCUACUUGAGCUACCGGGUCUUGUUAAGUUGGCCGGGGCUGGAGCUGGUUUCUGUUAUACGAUUAUUGACAGUUAA